AUGAGUAAUAGUAAUCGUACUGUAACUGUUGCAAGUGUAAACGAAGGGCCUAUUAUUGAUUGCCAUGGAAAAGAUUUGGAAAACAAUGAUAUGCUAAUUGUUGAUUUACUAACAUUAAAUGGAUAUCGAUCACUCAACAAACUUAUUUUAUCAAAUAAUAAUAUAAGUAACUUACCUGAACAUCUACUGAAGAAAUUAAAACCUGUGAAAAGUUUAGAUUUAUGAAAUCUUAUGGAAACGAUACAUACAAGCAUAUUUAUAGAUUUGAGUAAUCUUGAAGAUUUAAAUCUUUCUAAAAAUAAAUUAAGUUUUGACGAUUCAUUACUGAAAGUACUUCCUACAUUAUUAACGUUAAAUGUUAGCCAUAAUCAUAUUCAUACAGUAGAAAGUGUAGCAGACAAAACUACAGUAAAUAUUAUUUAUCUCACUUUGUCUCAUAAUAACAUAUCCAGUUUACCUAAGAAAUUCUUUGAACUGUUACCAAAUCUGCAAUAUCUAGACCUAUCAUUUAAUAGAAUUCAUUCUUUGAUGGACUAUAGUUUUAACACGUCUAAAUUCAUUGAAAGUGAUCUCUAUAACACCAAUUUCCUUACUUCGCUGGAUAUACAUAUUUCCAAGUCUUUAAUCAAACUACAUUCUGGACAUAUUCAGAUUGCAGAAAUAUUUUAUGAAUCAUCUCAGCUUAAAGUACUAAAUGUAGAGUACAAUAAUAUUUCUGAAAUAUAUAAAAAUGUAACAAAAUUGAACGAGUUAACGGAUUUGAAUGUCGCUGGAAACGCAUUAUAUGAUUUUCCAAAUACUUUACUCGAGAAUCUAAGAAAGUUAGAUUUGUCUAACAAUAAAUUGCAGUAUAUCCCCGAGUCAUUGUCUGUUCAAAAUUUUCCACUCUUGCUUGAACUUAACAUUAGCAAAAAUCCGAUUCAAAACUUAACGUUUCGUUCGGAUUUAAAAUUACACUCGUUUAUUGCAAGUAAUAUAAGUACUUUGAAGACUAUUGACAAAGAUACGUUUGCACACUUCAGAAUGCCUCCAACAGAUUGUAUCAGAGUUACUAUAUCCAAUAAUGAAAUGUUAUCUUUCAUUCACGAAGAUGCAUUGAAACAUUUAAAAUUAUGUUUUUUGGAUCUGAGGAACAACCGACUUUCCUAUGUGUCACAAGAGUUAGUUAUGAACAGUGAUACUUCAGUAGUACUUGAUAUCAAUUUGCAAGGAAAUCCAUUCAAAUGUAAUUGUUCUCUACAAUGGAUGUUAAAUGAUUUAAUACCAAGCCUGUAUUUCACACGGCCUGAUCUUCUAGAUAAUUUACGGUGCGCUUGGCCUCCACAAAUAUCAAACGUCAGAAUGGUACAUUGGUAUGGUUGGAAAGAACAAAUUUUUUGUAAUAUGUCAAACUUGAAUGAAAAUCUCAUAAUGAAGGUUGAUAAUGUAGUAAAUAAGAAAGUAACAUUUGAGUCCAGUACUGGUUGGUUAAUUGUUAUGGGAAUAGCUCUAACUGUAUUAUCAAGUUUAAUAAUAAUAGGCAUUAUUUGGACACAAAAAAUUGCCAUGAAAAAGAGGAGAAUUAAUAGGAAGUUUUAAUAUUUAUUACUCUCUAUUAUAUAAAUUUAUCUGUCUUAUAUUUUUUAUAAUGAUAUAAUUUGUAAAUAAG
Osmia bicornis bicornis is the source of this 1648-nucleotide messenger RNA. Its product is annotated as protein artichoke-like. Gene Ontology annotation, molecular function: protein binding. The record is from RefSeq and is a predicted model, not a curated record. Gene Ontology annotation, cellular component: extracellular matrix. NCBI's taxonomy places the organism in Eukaryota, Metazoa, Arthropoda, Insecta, Hymenoptera, Megachilidae.